Molecule: messenger RNA, 4467 nt
Organism: Macrobrachium nipponense
Lineage: Eukaryota; Metazoa; Arthropoda; Malacostraca; Decapoda; Palaemonidae
Product: protein toll-like
Exons: 6
Coding region: 479-3223 (914 amino acids)
Biological process (GO): inflammatory response; immune response; toll-like receptor signaling pathway
Cellular component (GO): plasma membrane
Molecular function (GO): transmembrane signaling receptor activity; protein binding
Source: RefSeq, a predicted model, not a curated record
UAACCAGUUAGUACUCAGUCAGUUGUGUGACUUCGGUGAAGUGAAAGUGUGUGACUCGUAAGCUCUUGGUUGGCAUUUAGAGCUGGUGCUUGUUCUCAAGGAGGUUCAUUUGAAUUAAACGCGUGAGAAUUUCAAAGUGAAUGGAUCUGAGAGAACUUGGUGAUUUGUUACACAUCAAUAAUACCUACGCAUAUCUUCGAUUAAUGUAAACAUAAGCAAACUUUACAUAUACAUGAAAACGGCGACAAUUAGUGUACUACAAGUGAUAUUGCCUCUGCAAAUAUUAUGUAGUAAGUUUCAUGCAUUGCAGUCAUGUAUACAUGUGACGCGUCGGAUUUGCAACAAAGACCCUGUGAUUAUCCAGACACUGAGAAGGGAAUAAAAACUUGGAAAAUAAGGUGGGAGAGCAGCAGCCGGGAAUGAUCAAGGGUCUGGCAGUUAGCUGUGAUGUUAGUUGACCUCUCGUGACCUAUCACCAAUGGCCGCCUGGAAGUGCCUGCCCGCCCUCCUAUUGUUGGUAUGGGUGGCGGGCGGGAUCAGCAGUACCACCACCACCACCACCACGACUUGCGGUAAUUGUGAGGAAAACGGGAAUUACAUCAUUUGCCGUCAUUCUACGAGCGGAGACGUAUACGAGGUGGAGGUCCUGAUGGAGACGGCGCUCCUCCUCCAGUGCAAACCAUCGACGACAAACCUCAACUUGCCCUUCAUGGAGGGCUGCAGCUUCCCCUCCGUCGAGCAGAUCAAGGUUUACGGAUGCCCCUUGCCCAACGUGUCCUUUGGGGAGCUGUUCUUCCAGAUGGGAGUGUACCCGGAGAACGUCACCACGUUUGGCUUCUACGACCGCAACGAACGAGAUCGCCCGCUGGAGGGCUGGCACUUGGAUGGACUCGAGGGCUUGCUCACCCUCGAGUUUGUGAACAAUGACUUCCUUGGCUUGCCAGUGGACCUGUUCACUCCCACUCCGAGUCUGAGAAACAUUAAGGUGGUCUCGGACAGUUUCAGCUCAUUGCCAGAGUCGAUAUUCUUGAAUUUGCCAGACCUAGAAACCUUGAACUUCGAAAGAAACAGGCUGGAGACUUUACCACCUGGGCUUUUUACCAAUUUGACAGCUUUAACGAAUAUUACUUUCGCUCAUAACUACAUCACUUCGGUUGACCCCGAUCUCUUUAGUGAUAAAGUUCAUUUGGAGAGCUUAGAUCUAAGUCAUAAUCAAAUAGCUUCGUUGGGGAGAAGUAUUUUCGAAGAUCUAGGCGCUCUCAGAAACUUGUCAAUGCAAGGGAAUCUCUUGGAGAGCUUACCCGGUGGGGUCUUUUCUAAACUGUUGUCUCUGGAAGUUCUCGACCUCAGUUUCAAUGUUCUGAAACAGUUGCCAGAGAAAACCUUUGACAGGCUGAUCAAUGUGCACACUAUCGAUUUUAGUAAUAACAGCCUCGAUGAAUUACCUAGUGAAGCAUUCAGUAAGUGUAAUUUUUUGAAAAGGUUGUCGUUAAGACAUAACAACCUCCGGAAACUUCAAGCCGAAAUGUUUCCCACUCAGCAGUCCUUAACCUACCUGGAUUUGGGUCAUAAUAAUAUCUCCUUUGCGGCCAAUUCAGCCAAGAUUCUCCAGGAAGGGCCAGUCCCAUUCGAGCGCAAUUUUCCUCUCAAUGAUCAAGUCAAACUGGAAGAACUCCUAAUGAAUGACAACAAUAUUGACGCCGUACCAUUUGCUUUAAAUACUGCAUUUGCGGCUCUAAAGAAGCUUGAUCUAUCUGGAAAUGAAAUUACAUAUUUGUCCUACCACGCUCUGAUCUUCCUCCAAGAUACUGUAAUACUGAAUCUAAAGAAUAACAAUAUCAACUAUAUUGAUUUUCAUGAGAUUUAUGAUCUCCUGAAUGAGAAAGAAGUGAAACUGUACCUUGAAGGAAAUAACUUGUUCUGCGAUUGUAGAAUGUACAUAUUCACUAGGAUUGUUCAGGGACAACCUAUAACCAAGAUGAAAAUCAUGGACAUUGAGUUGCAGGACGUAGAUAAAGUUACGUGUCGUAAUCAUGACGGUGACCAACAACUCCUGUCACAAGUAGAUUCGAAGCAGCUUUAUUGCGUUGUACCGGAUGAGCAGUGCAUCAGAAAUUGCUCUUGCUUGUGGCGUACACACGACUCUAUGGUCAUUAUUGACUGUUCCUUCUUAGGACUUCACGAGCUCCCUGACCUGAGUAUACUUCCAAAGUCCCGUGCUAAAAUAUCAGUUACUUUGGAUUUGAAGAACAAUAGUUUAUACACUCUGAAAGGGCUGAAGGAUCCCCAGUUCGCUAAUGUAGUGAACCUCACGGUAUCCAACAACAAAAUAUCAUUCAUCAAUGAAUCUGAUAUCCCAACCACUCUGAAGAUUCUAGAUGUCAGAGGAAAUGAGCUAACAAAUAUUCCAAAACCGGUGCUAGAUCUUCUGAAUGCCACAGAUAUGAUCCUCAGUUUUAGUGGAAAUCCUUGGGACUGUGACUGUGACUUCAUCAAAUUCCUGAAUUUCUUGCAGACUCCUUCGCGGAAAGUCACAGACUUUGAUGAAAUCACUUGUGCACGAGGCAAUGUGUAUCUACACGACUUGACAGAAUAUUCACUUUGCCCUUACUUCAUGCAGCCAAUGGUCAUUGUUACUCUUGUUGCAAUUGGUGCAUUUCUGUUAUUCUUUGCAGUUUUUGGUACUGUUAGCUUCUACAAGUACAAACAAGGUAUUAAGGUUUGGUUGUAUGCACAUCGGAUGUGUCUGUGGGCCAUCACAGAAGACGAAAUGGAUGCAGACAAGAAAUUUGAUGCUUUCAUCAGUUAUUCUCAUAAGGAUGAAGAAUUUGUCAACACAGUUUUGGUCCCUGGACUUGAAAAUGGGGAUCCAAAGUACCGAAUAUGCCUUCACUAUAGAGACUGGGUACCUGGAGAGUACAUUCAAAAUCAGAUUCUUCAGAGUGUGGAAGCCAGUCGACGAACAAUUGUUGUGCUCUCUUCCAACUUCAUCGAGAGUGUGUGGGGCCAGUUGGAAUUCAAGGCAGCACAUUCUCAGGCUUUGCAAGAUGGAACCAGCCGAAUCAUAGUUAUUGUGUAUGGGGAAAUUCCCCCUGAAAGUGAGCUAGAUGAUAAACUGCAGUUGUACAUCUCUACUAAGACUUAUGUGAAAUGGGGAGACGCCAAAUUUUGGGAGAAGCUUCGUUAUUUCAUGCCUCAUCCACCAAAAAAGCUGAACAAUUGAGCGAUGGAAUAGUGCAGUUGGUAUUCAGGACAUGAUAGGACUGCAUAACUUGAAAAUACCAUGCUAUGCAAAGUAUAUUGCGUGCUGUGCCAUAAAAUUGCACAGUCCUCAGUUUAUUAAAGACCAAGAGUCUUAUAACUCAAAACUUAUGAAAAGUAAAGUCUCUUACUGCUCAAAACUUAUUGAAAGUGGCAUUAAAUGUUUUCUUCAAAGUUAAAAUGGUAAAACUUAUCACAGUGAAGAAAUAUAAAAAAAAAUUUAACAAUUAUCUCAUUCAGAGAUUCUCAAUUGAGUGUUCAUAAUGAAUUAUGUCAAGUACUGUUUACAUGAAAAAAUGUAUAUAACAAGAAAUUUCAAAUUAAACUGUUCUAUCGGUGGGAAGUGUGCUUUGAGCUGUAUACAGUAGCUCUGAACAUUCAUGCUUCAUUAUCGAAUAGCAACUGGUGCUUUUUAAUGGUGGAAAUUCGUAGUGGAGUGGAAAUUUAUAGUGGAUUAAGAACUUUUUAAAAGUACAGCAUAUCUUAUUUUGUGAACACUGCCUCAUAACAUUUGUUUAAUUAAGCACAUGUAAAUACGACUUUUUAUACUGUACAUAAUUAUGUUGAAGCAGCUGUUCAGCUGGAGUAAUGUAUGUUUGAAGGUUGAUAAAUAUGUUGGCAAAUAUUUUUGUCUUCAUUACUACUGGAAUAUGUUUGUGUCAUUGUUAAAGUUCGAUGAAAAAAUAGAUCUAACAAUGUCUCCCAGCAAGUUUAUAAAUACAGUUGUAGUACUGCAAUUCGCUUGUUUUAUGGGGUGUCUUGGUGCAGUAUUUUAUCACUUAGCAUUUAGACAAACAUUAGACAAAUCUUGGCUGUGAUUUAAUUUUAAAAUUUGGAAGCUGUGGGAAAGUUUUAAGAGUUUUGAAAGACUGUGUGGAGAGUUUCCAUAUACUCUUAGCUUUACAGUAAUACUGUAGUUUCCGUAUGAUAAGAACAAGGAAUGGAAUGUAAACAUUUCUUCAAACUUCAUGGUGUAUAAGUACAGUUUCUUUUUCAGGGAAGGUACCUUGCACAAAACUGAAGCAUCAAAUGUUAAAUUAUCUUGUUAACAAGUACAGUGUAAUAAAUUUCAACUGCAGCUUUUAGUAACAGUACUGUACAAUAUUUUUAAAAAUUAAAGAUUACCAUAAAAUUGCAAUGCCUCAUGCAAUGGGAAAGGUUUGUAACAGUUGCCUACAAUGUUUAAGAAUAAAAAAUCUAUUUGUA